Tachysurus fulvidraco (yellow catfish) is the source of this 603-nucleotide messenger RNA. RefSeq lists its product as uncharacterized. The transcript has 2 exons. The record is from RefSeq and is a predicted model, not a curated record. NCBI's taxonomy places the organism in Eukaryota, Metazoa, Chordata, Actinopteri, Siluriformes, Bagridae. The coding region runs from base 1 to 603 and encodes 200 amino acids.
AUGCCUUCUUUUAGCUCUUCCUUUAGCUCUUCCUUCAGCACUUCUUUUAGCUCUUCCUUCAGCACUUCUUUUAGCUCUUCCUUUAGCUCUUCCUUCAGCACUUCUUUUAGCUCUUCCUUUAGCUCUUCCUUCAGCACUUCUUUUAGCUCUUCCUUUAGCUCUUCCUUCAGAACUUCUUUUACCUCUUCCUUUAGCUCUUCCUUCAGCACUUCUUUUAGCUCUUCCUUUAGCUCUUCCUUCAGCACUUCUUUUAGCUCUUCCUUCAGCUCUUCCUUUAGCUCUUCCUUCCCUUCUUCUUUUAGCUCUUCUUUUAGCUCUUUUUUCAGCUCUUCCUUUAGCUCUUCCUUUCCCUCUUCUUUUAGCUCUUCUUUUAGCUCUUCCUUCAGCUCUUCCUUCAGCUCUACUUUUAGCUUCUCCUUCAGCUCUUCCUUCAGCUCUUCCUUCAGCUCUACUUUUAGCUUUUCCUUCAGCUCUUCCUUCAGCUCUUUCUUUAGUUCUUCCUUUAGCUUUUCUUUUAGCUCUUCCUUCAGCUCUUCUUUUAGCUCUUUCUUUAGCUCUCCUUUUAGCUCUUCCUUCAGCUCUUCCUUUAGCUCUUUUUUUUAG